This is a messenger RNA of Colletotrichum truncatum, 504 nucleotides long. The record is from RefSeq and is a predicted model, not a curated record. Lineage: Eukaryota; Fungi; Ascomycota; Sordariomycetes; Glomerellales; Glomerellaceae.
AUGUCCUUGUUCGGAUUGGAUCUGACCCAAAAGGGUCUCUCCCUGUACGCGAUACCCGCCGCAUUUGCGUCGGCCAUGUCAGCCCAUGGAUAUGCUGCCGCUGCCGCGGGGAAGCUCUACGAUCCUGCAAACCCUCGAAGGCUGCAAGCCACCAUUGAAAGCGACGACAAGGUGGAUAAGAUUGUGAGUGUCUGUGGCAGAGCCUUAUCAGAGCACCUUAAGAACCGUAUCCUCCGUGCGCGGUCCGCCGCUCAGAACGCCUGGGAAACCCUGGGUAUGUUCUCGGCUGGUGUCGCCGCCGCCAACGCUGCCGGUGUUGACCCUUACUAUGUCAACUUGUUGUCAUUCGGCUAUAUUGGUAGCCGCAUUUUGUACAACAUUAUCUACAUACGCCUGCAAGACAACCGCGCCUGGGCUCCGGCCCGUAGUCUGACGUGGAUAAGCGGCUUGGCUCUCACAUUUUCAUUAUACCUGGCGGCAGCUUCCAAGUUUGCUGCUUCUUAA